This is a messenger RNA of Mesoplodon densirostris (Blainville's beaked whale), 1089 nucleotides long. It is a transcript of the gene ELAVL3, whose product is annotated as ELAV like RNA binding protein 3. The coding region runs from base 10 to 1089 and encodes 359 amino acids. Gene Ontology annotation, molecular function: RNA binding. The record is from RefSeq and is a predicted model, not a curated record. Lineage: Eukaryota; Metazoa; Chordata; Mammalia; Artiodactyla; Ziphiidae. The transcript is spliced from 6 exons. Gene Ontology annotation, cellular component: ribonucleoprotein complex.
CUCGGGGCCAUGGAGUCUCAGGUGGCGGGGGGCCCGGCUGGCCCGGCCCUGCCCAACGGGCCACUCCUUGGUACAAACGGAGCCAGUGAUGACAGCAAGACCAACCUCAUCGUCAACUACCUGCCCCAGAACAUGACCCAGGAUGAGUUCAAAAGUCUCUUCGGCAGCAUUGGUGACAUUGAGUCCUGCAAGUUGGUUCGGGACAAGAUCACAGGGCAGAGCCUCGGCUACGGGUUUGUGAACUACUCUGACCCCAACGAUGCAGACAAAGCCAUCAACACCCUCAACGGCCUCAAACUGCAGACGAAGACCAUCAAGGUGUCCUAUGCCAGACCCAGCUCCGCCUCCAUCCGGGAUGCGAACCUGUACGUCAGCGGGCUCCCCAAGACGAUGAGCCAGAAAGAGAUGGAGCAGCUCUUCUCCCAGUACGGCCGCAUCAUCACUUCUCGCAUCCUGGUGGACCAGGUCACAGGUGUCUCUCGGGGUGUGGGAUUCAUCCGCUUUGACAAGAGGAUCGAGGCUGAGGAGGCUAUCAAAGGACUGAACGGGCAGAAGCCGCUGGGUGCGGCCGAGCCCAUCACGGUCAAGUUUGCCAACAACCCGAGUCAGAAGACCGGGCAGGCCCUGCUCACUCACCUCUACCAGUCCUCCGCCAGGCGUUACGCAGGCCCCCUGCACCAUCAGACACAGCGCUUCCGGCUGGACAAUUUGCUCAACAUGGCCUACGGAGUCAAGAGUCCCCUGUCGCUCAUCGCCAGGUUCUCACCCAUCGCCAUUGACGGCAUGAGCGGCCUCGCGGGCGUGGGCCUGUCGGGGGGCGCGGCGGGCGCUGGCUGGUGCAUCUUCGUGUACAACCUGUCUCCGGAGGCGGAUGAGAGUGUGCUGUGGCAGCUGUUCGGGCCCUUCGGGGCAGUCACCAAUGUCAAGGUCAUCCGCGAUUUUACCACCAACAAGUGCAAGGGCUUCGGCUUCGUCACCAUGACCAACUAUGACGAGGCGGCCAUGGCCAUCGCCAGCCUCAAUGGCUACCGCCUGGGCGAGCGUGUGCUGCAGGUGUCCUUCAAGACCAGCAAACAGCACAAGGCCUGA